Ailuropoda melanoleuca (giant panda) is the source of this 5028-nucleotide messenger RNA. RefSeq names its product zinc finger MYM-type containing 1 (gene ZMYM1). Gene Ontology annotation, molecular function: protein dimerization activity; zinc ion binding. The record is from RefSeq and is a predicted model, not a curated record. NCBI's taxonomy places the organism in Eukaryota, Metazoa, Chordata, Mammalia, Carnivora, Ursidae. The transcript has 6 exons. Bases 1956 to 4610 code for a protein of 884 amino acids.
AAAAAAAUUCUUCAGAAGGGGCAAACCGCUUAUCAGAGGAAAGGGUCUACUCAGCUUUUCUGCUCCACGCUGUGCAUCACUGAGUACAUGUCAUCUGCCAAUUCACCAGCUCUUCCCAAGAGAACUUGUUCAAACUGCUCAAAGUAUAUAACUCUAAAUUAUGCCCCCUUUAGUUCCCUACGUAGAUCUUGAUCAGAGUCUUGGCUGUAACUGUCUACGUUUUCAUUUUUUCUUUUUUUUUUAAGAUUUUAUUUAUUUAUUUGACAGAGAGAGCAAGAGAGCACAAGCAGGGGGAACAGCAGAGGGAGAGGGAGAAGCAGGCUCCCCGCCGAUCAGGGGAGCCGAACCCAAUGCAGGGUCGAUCCCAGGACCCUGGGAUCCUGACCUGAGCCGAAGGCAGAUGCUUAACCAUCUGAGCCACCCAGGCGCCCCUAUUUUCAUUUUUUCUGAAGAAGUAUCACCUUGGUUUAGUGAAAAGAAGCUGUUUCUGCUUUCAGUUUCUCUGUUAGAUUCUUCAGAAAUAUUUUUGUUGAGAGAUUUGCAGAAAUUAAAAUGUAAGGAGUUCUUUUUCUCUUCAGCUUUAAAUAAUGUGACUUCUGAAACUUACUUUCCUAUUCUUCAUUUGAAAUUCUCUAUAAAUGGGAUUAUUCUGUGCCCAUUCUGUCUUAUCAUUUAACCAUAGAAUGUGCAAACCACUAACACAUUAAUCACAUAAUAGUUAAUUUGGAUCUUCCAAGGUAUAAAAUAACCAAGUAUAACAUUAUAAAAUAAUGUUUCUCAUAAUGGUAAAUGAAGUUAUUUGACUCUUUUGCAAAAUUGAAUAGUCAUAGGUAAACAUGGAUGGAUGUAAUUUCAAGAUUUCACUGAGCUACUGUUGGGGUCUGUAUUGCUUACUUUUUAUAUGUGUAUAUAUAUGUGGCAAUUUAGAUGCAGAGAAAGGAAGUGGUAGUAAUCUCAUAAUGAAUUAGUGGAAAAUGUCCAAAACUUUGAACUCUACUCUGAGAUGUAUAAAAAUUCAUUGUGCUUUGAUAAAGCACAUAGUAAAAUUCUGGUUUGUUAGUACUCCUUAAAUGCUAUUGCUAAAUUUUAAAUGUUUUUUGUUUCAGAACAAAGAAAACACAUAGGCCACCAGUUUUACUCACAAAUAUAAUAAAUUCCUUUCAUGUGUCUCAUUUUGGAAUCAGGUUGCUAUAAUUUGAAUCUUUCUUCCUCCAUUUACGGUUAUAUUGUGCAACUCGUAGCAGCUGUAUCAGUACCAUCUGGGAGCUUGUUAAAUAAAAAUACAGAAUCUCAGGCCUCACCCAGACCUACUGAAUCAGAAUUGCAUUUGUCCCCAGAUGAUACAUUUAUAUGCUAAAGUUUGAAAAGCAUUGAAAACGUCUUGGUAUUCCCAUUUGUUUUGUUAAAUGGACAUAAGAAUUAUGAUCAUUAAAUAAUAGAUUUAAGUGAUCAGAGCAACACUGGCAUGUAGUAAAACCUCAAUAAAUGUUAAUUAUCACUGUUAUUCUCUUAACAAACUCAAAAACCCUUUUUAUUGGUUGCUUCAGCUCCUUGUUUGGCUGCUGCUUCGGGUAUUAUCCAUUGCUUCUAGUCUUACUCCCUGAAACUCAACCUUUCUUCUUGUGUUUUUUUCAACCCUUCAAUACUAUGUCUUUUUUCCUUUUUGCUAAGGGCUGUAAGGCACUCUCUUCAGUCUGCUUUCUUUCUCUACAGAAUCAUAAAACUGGAAGGGACCUUAGAGAUCAUCCAGUCCAAACAUUUUCUUUUGGUUUUGGGGAAGCUGAGGUCCUGAGAAGUUAAGAGACAUCUUAAAUCUAAAGGAUGUGAUCAGUGUCCAGCUAGAAGAUAAUACCUCUAGCAAAAAUUUUUGCAGCCAAUCUUGUCUUUCAUCAUAUGAAGAAAAAAGAAAAGCAUUUGUUACCAUAUGUACUAAUAGCAUUUUAACCAAGUGCAGCAUGUGUCAGAAGACUACUGUUAAACCAACCAAAACACUUACAUCUGUUCCUUGCAAAUCAUUGAAGCCCUCCGAUGAAAUGAUUGAGACCACCAAUGACUUGGGGAAGACAGACCUUUUUUGUUCUAUUAAUUGUUUCUCUGCUUACAAUAAAGCUAAGAUGGAAUCUUCUACAGUAAACGUUUCCAUGGUACAUGAUGCCUCAACGGAUCUCUUUUCUACAAAGAAAGAUACAACUCCAGUUAUAAGCAAUAUAGUGUCAUUGGCAGAUACUCAUGUUUCCCUACCCAUCAUGAACUCUGAUGUCUUACAAGCAGAUACAGUUUCUUCAGUAACAGCAAAUGUCAUUGUAGAUAGUUUACCCAGUGAAUCAAGUAGUGGUGUUGCUACUAGUAGUGUUGAACAGCCAAGCCUUUCACCAUCUUCAUCAAUACCCAGUCAGCAUACGGUUGACUCCAGUGUGGAAGUCCAAAAAGAUCGAGUGUCAAGCCAAGAUGCUACAUACAAUAUGAAAUCUACGAAAGUAAGUGAUGGACUGUGUCACCCAAAAUUUACAUCCAGAGUACAAAAAGUUAAAGAUAAGUCACAAAGCAUUAAAAAAUCUUGGUGUUCAAAUUUCCAGCAUUUGAAAAACAGUAUUAAAAAGGAUGUGACAUUCUGCUAUUCAUGCCAGUUGUUCUGCCAAAAAAAUUUUAGUUGUGGAAGAGAAUCAUUUGCAGCCCAAGGAAUUUCUAGUUGGAAAAAGACUCUAGAGAAAUUCAGAAAGCACGAAAAAAGUGAAAUGCAUUUGAAGUCAUUGCAGUUUUGGAGGGAAUACCAGUUUUCUGAUGAAGCCGUCAAUGACAAUUUAUCUAUUCAUUCAAAACAGAUUGAAGGAAAUAAAAAGUACCUAAAGCUUAUAAUUGAAAAUAUUUUAUUUCUUGGGAAGCAGUGUUUACCAUUAAGAGGAAAUGACCAAUCAAUUUCAUCUGUGAAUAAAGGCAAUUUUUUGGAACUGUUAGAAAUCAGAGCAAAAGAUAAAGGAGAAGAAGUAUUUCGACUUACGAAUUCACAAGUUGACUUCUAUAAUAGCACACAAAUUCAAAAUGAUAUUAUUGAAAUAAUAAAGACUGAAAUGCUGCAAGAUAUUGUGAAUGAAAUCAAUGUCUCUUCAGCUUUUUCAAUAAUAUGUGAUGAGACAACUGAUAGUGCCACUAAAGAACAGCUUUCAAUUUGUGUAAGAUACCCGCAAAAAAUGUCUAAGUCUAUCUUAAUUAAAGAAAGAUUCUUGGGUUUCAUAGAUACUGAAGAGAUGACUGGGACUAACUUACAUAGGACUAUCAAAACUUACCUGCAGCAAGUUGGAGUUGAUCUGAAUAAGAUAUGUGGCCAGUCCUAUGAUAGUACCACUAAUUUGAGGGGAAAGUUUAAUAAAAUUGCAACAGAAUUCAAGAAAGAAGAGCCAAGAGCUUUGUACAUACACUGUUAUGCACAUUUUUUGGAUUUAGCAGUAAUUAGGUUUUGUAAAGAAGUGAAAGAACUCCGAAGUGCUCUAAAUUCUCUCGACUCUUUGUUCAGCACUAUCCAUAUGUCUCGGGAAAUGUCUGCAAAUUUUCAAAAUAUUUGUAAGCUAAGUCAAAACAAAACAUGCAAGAAACAUAUAUCACCAUCAUGUUGGACAGUCCAUAAUCAUAUUUUACUGUCUGUGAUUGAGGGCCUUCCAGAGAUUAUUGAAACAUUGGAAAUUGUAUCAAACCAUUCUUCAAACACAAGUUUGGGUGAUGAAUUGAGUGAUUUGUUAAUAUUGGUUUCCAAAUUUGAAUUUAUCUUUUGUUUGAAAUUUCUUUAUCGAGUAUUAAGUGUUACAGGAAUUCUUUCCAAAGAGCUUGAAAGUGAAACCAUAGAUAUUUUUUCAUUGUCUUCAAAAAUAGAAGCAAUUUUGGAGUGUUUAUCUUCUGAAAGGAAUGAUGCCUAUUUCAAAACUAUCUGGGAUGGAGCAGAGGAAAUAUGUCAAAAAAUAACCAGUAAAGGUUUUGAAGUUGAAAGACCUUCUUUUCAGAAAAGAAGAAAAAUUCAGAAAACAGUAGAUCUUGGCAAUUCAGAUAGUAUGUUUUUUCCUACUUCAACAGAAGAACAGUAUAAAAUUAAUAUUUAUUACCAAGGAUUGGAUACUAUAUUAAAUAAUUUAAAAUUAUGUUUUUCAGAGUUUGAUUAUUGCAAAAUGAGGCAAAUUUCAGAACUAUUAUUUAAGUGGAAUGAACCAUUAAAUGAAACAACAGCCAAACAUGUCCAAGAAUUUUAUAAACUUGAUGCAGACAUCAUCCCAGAACUUAGAUUUUAUCGGCAGUAUGCAAAGCUCAAUUUUGUCAUAGAUUAUGAUCGUAUCAACUUCAUCAAUCUUGGCUGUUUGUUUAUUCAGCAUGGUCUUCACAAUAAUAUUCCUUGCAUAUCAAAGUUAUUAUAUAUUGCUUUGUCUUGGCCAGUUACUUCAAGUGCUGAAAAUUCAUUUUCUACACUGCCCCGUCUUAAAACAUAUUUAUGUCAUACCAUGGGACAAGAGAAGCUUAGCGGCCUAGCCCUAAUGGCUGUUGAGCAGGAAUUGGUAAAUAAACUGAUGGAACCUGAAAGACUCAAUGGAAUUGUGGAAAAGUUUAUCCAUCGGAUGAAAGAAACAUAACACUUGCUCCAAUUUACCUAAAAGAAUUUUGUUUUUCUGCUGUAAUAUUUGUUUUUAUUUCAAUAUUUUACCUCCUAAAAAAAUUUUUUUUCAUCAGAACAUGUAACAUUCACUUGUUUCAAAAUCAAAAAACAGACUGAAAAGGGAAAAGUCUCCUUCCCUUUUUUAGUACCCAGUUCUCCCUCCCUGUAGUGUUAUCUGUUUCUGUAAUAGCCUCCUGAAGACGUUUUUCACAGAUAGUACUCUGCAGUGCACACCGUUCUUCAGCUUGUCCACUUAGCAUAUUUUUGAGAUUGUUUAUAUCAGUACAUAAAGAGUUUCUUGAUUUUUUUUACAACUGCAUAAAAUUUCAUUGUAUGAAUGUACCAUAAUAUAUUUGAGCAGUCCCCAACAAUAAACAUUUCGAUUCUUUCCAGUU